AUGGCCAUCCGGGUACAGUUUGAAAAUUCAAAUGAGGUUGGUGUAUUUUCAAGAAUAACAAAUUCUUAUGCUUUGAUAGCAUUGGGAAGUUCAGAAAAUUUUUCAAGUGUAUUUGAAUCUGAGUUAUCACAACAUAUUCCUCUUGUGUAUACAACAAUUGGAGGGACGAAAGUUAUAGGAAGAGUGUGUGUAGGAAAUAGAAAAGGUUUACUUGUUUCUAGUAUAUGUACUGAUCAAGAAUUGUUACAUUUAAGAAAUGCAUUACCUGAAAAUGUAAAAAUAAGAAGAGUAGAAGAACGUUUAUCAGCACUUGGGAAUUGUAUAACUGCAAAUGAUUAUGUUGGAUUAGUACAUACAGACAUAGAUAAAGAAACAGAAGAAAUAAUUCAAGAUAUAUUAGACAUUGAAGUAUUUAGAACAUCUAUAGCUGGAAAUUUACUAGUUGGAACUUAUUCCUAUUUUACAAAUAAUGGUGGCUUAUUACAUGCUAUGACGUCGUCACAAGAAAUAGAAGAAUUAUCUGAACUAUUACAAAUUCCAUUGAUUACAGGUACGGUUAAUAGAGGUAGUGAUCUUAUCGGUGCAGGUCUCGUAGCUAAUGAUUGGUCUGCCUUCUGUGGCAUGGAUACUACUGCUAUCGAAUUAAGUGUUAUUGAAAAGGUCUUCAAGCUCAAUAAUAUAGAAGAUGCAAAUAUGGAAGACAGUUUCAAGUACAAGUCAUCCAUAAUCCAAACGAUGAUAUGA
Molecule: messenger RNA, 744 nt
Organism: Plasmodium gonderi
Lineage: Eukaryota; Apicomplexa; Aconoidasida; Haemosporida; Plasmodiidae
Product: eukaryotic translation initiation factor 6
Exons: 1
Coding region: 1-744 (247 amino acids)
Biological process (GO): cytosolic ribosome assembly; ribosomal subunit export from nucleus; maturation of 5.8S rRNA
Cellular component (GO): preribosome, large subunit precursor; nucleolus; cytosol
Molecular function (GO): ribosomal large subunit binding
Source: RefSeq, a predicted model, not a curated record